Manduca sexta (tobacco hornworm) is the source of this 874-nucleotide messenger RNA. It is a transcript of the gene RpL15, whose product is annotated as 60S ribosomal protein L15. Gene Ontology annotation, biological process: cytoplasmic translation. The record is from RefSeq and is a predicted model, not a curated record. The transcript has 5 exons. Gene Ontology annotation, molecular function: structural constituent of ribosome; RNA binding. Lineage: Eukaryota; Metazoa; Arthropoda; Insecta; Lepidoptera; Sphingidae. Gene Ontology annotation, cellular component: ribosome; cytosolic large ribosomal subunit. The coding region runs from base 170 to 784 and encodes 204 amino acids.
GAUUAUUUCUGUGUGGCAAAAAGACUGGUUUCCAUAGUGUAGUUGUUUUUUUUCCCCCACCUAUUCCACUGAGUUCGAUUUUUUAUUUGUCAACUGGGUUGUCAGUUGUCAGUUUUCUUUUCCGGUUUAUCUGUGGGACACGCGAGACGUCUACCACAGGCUCUCCAAGAUGGGCGCGUACAGAUAUAUACAGGAGUUGUAUAGGAAAAAGUUGAGCGAUGUUAUGCGUUUCCUUUUGCGCGUGAGGGUAUGGCAAUACCGUCAAUUGACUCGUAUGCACCGCGCCCCCAGGCCCACGAGGCCCGACAAGGCGAGGAGGCUUGGAUUCCGCGCUAAGCAAGGCUAUGUGAUCUUCAGAAUCCGCGUGCGCCGCGGUGGCCGCAAGCGCCCGGUUGCCAAGGGAGCCACCUAUGGCAAGCCCAAGAGCCACGGUGUCAACCAGCUGAAGCCCACACGCAACUUGCAGUCUAUUGCUGAGGAGCGUGUUGGUCGCCGUUGCGGUGGUCUCCGCGUCCUCAACUCAUACUGGGUUGCCCAGGACUCUUCCUACAAAUACUUUGAGGUCAUCCUGGUCGACCCCUCACACAAGGCUAUCCGCCGCGAUCCUAAGAUCAACUGGAUCGUGAACGCUGUACACAAGCACCGUGAGAUGCGCGGUCUUACAUCUGCCGGCCGCAGCUCUCGUGGUCUCGGCAAGGGUCACCGCUUCUCCCAGACCAAGGGAGGCUCGCGCCGCGCUGCCUGGAUCCGCCGAAACACACUCCAGCUGCGACGCAAGCGAUAAACAGCCCUAUGCACCAGUCAUUGACUUUCUAUUUGAUUGUUUUUAUUUUCACAUGGAAAGCCAGUGGUUGAUUAAAUUUUACUACCAAAA